AUGCGAUGCGUUGCGGGUCGCCUGCCCGUUCACUUUUUGCUGGACAUCGACGGCACGUUGUUGCACCCCUUACGAGGAUCGUAUGGGAAUGGCGACGAAAGGGUCGAAGGGUGCAUCUACGCGUGUGCAAACGGCCAAGGCGGCAGUGCCGCAGGCUUCAGCGAGCCCGUGCUUUGUCCUUUGGCCUGCGAGCAGAAGCACAUUAAGCGCGUACUUCUGCGUCCGCACGUCAUCCCUUUCCUGCAGCACCUGCUACUCGAUCGCGCCCUCGACACAGCGAGAACGCAGGUGUGCGUUUCGUUGUACACGCGUCAGAGUGCGUCGUACUGCGAAGCCGUGCUGAACCAGGUGCUGCUCCCCGCGCUGCGGCGAAGUCGGUCUGACAGCCCAGUCGACGUCACGCCUGCGCUCUUCCACAGCCUCUUUCACGGUGAUCACGCUGUACAGUUUUCGGACUCGCCUUGUCCCUCCAGCCCCACUACAGACGCGUCGUCUCUUGUGUCAGAGCUGCAGGACUGGAACAAAACCGUGAGCGUCUCGCCGAGUCCGCUCACGACGGUGCUGAUCGACGACUCGAGUUACAACUUCCGCGCUGCAGAGCUCACCACCGGGCACGCCAUUCUCCUGCCGUCCUUCCGCGCGAGAGCCGACGAUGACGUAGACGUGGAUGCGUGUUUUCUCACCGCCCAUCGUUGCCCAGAGGAAGCUGCCUUGUACGACGCGAUACGCGGUGAAACUAGUGGUACUGCUGCUGCUGCAGCUGCUGCCGUCGGCUGCGGUGAGGUCAGCGAGGCACUGCAGCUGCUCCCACUUUUAGAAGCGUUCGUGCAGGUUUGCCUCGAUCAGCGUGACGUCAUCGAGGAGCUUCAGCGGGCACUUCCGUUUCCAGGCGCCUAUGCAGCGGAGGUGCCCGCGUUGCGGCAGCCGGAGCUGCGGGCUCGAAUACGGGCGCACGCUGCCGCGCUUCACGCGCUGAACUUUUUUAGCGCCUCCUCGAGUUACCGCGAGAGGUGGAAUCGAUUUCACGCGGCGCGAGAGGACUCUCUGCUGCCGUACGUGUGA
Messenger RNA from Leptomonas pyrrhocoris, 1062 nucleotides. RefSeq lists its product as hypothetical. The record is from RefSeq and is a predicted model, not a curated record. Bases 1 to 1062 code for a protein of 353 amino acids. The transcript has a single exon. Lineage: Eukaryota; Euglenozoa; Kinetoplastea; Trypanosomatida; Trypanosomatidae.